This is a messenger RNA of Scomber japonicus (chub mackerel), 766 nucleotides long. RefSeq names its product mitochondrial ribosomal protein L14 (gene mrpl14). The record is from RefSeq and is a predicted model, not a curated record. The coding region runs from base 267 to 713 and encodes 148 amino acids. Lineage: Eukaryota; Metazoa; Chordata; Actinopteri; Scombriformes; Scombridae. Gene Ontology annotation, molecular function: structural constituent of ribosome. Gene Ontology annotation, cellular component: mitochondrion; ribosome. Gene Ontology annotation, biological process: translation. The transcript is spliced from 3 exons.
UUCUAUGUUUUCCUUUACAAGCUAGCCGUGGCCGACAUAACAACACGGGAGCGUUUAUAAUUGGUUUACUUUAGUUUUGUACGGGCACAACACCAUUGAUAUUUAUAAACAUUUUUUCCCCAAAACCAAAACCAUUAUCUGCAGCGAGGAAUAUCUGUUUUUAUGUUAAAGCUAAUUCUGUUUGGCGGCUCUCGGCGAAAGGUGUUUGGUCGCGUGUUGGUGACGCCACACUUUGACAUUGGCAAGAAGGCGGACACAGUACAGUAAUGGCUCUCCCCCAGUUUUCAAGAUCUCUUACUGGCCUCCUCGUAGAUGCUUCGUCCAUCGUCCAUCAGAGGACUUUUAGUGUAUCUGCUGUGGCAGCAGCCAUUCAGAAAUUGACAAGAGUGCGUGUUGUGGAUAACUCCACUCUUGGAAAUACACCGCAUCACCGGCCACCAAGAGUGAUCCAUGUCUACACCAAGAACGGCGUUGGAAAAGUUGGUGACAGAGUAUUGCUUGCCAUCAAAGGACAGAAGAAGAAGGCACUAAUCGUUGGACACAAAAUGCCUGGAGAACGCAUGACUCCACGCUUUGAUUCGAACAAUGUUGUUCUGAUUGAGGACAAUGGGAACCCAACAGGAACCAGGAUUAAGGUCCCAGUACCCACACAUUUACGCAAUAUGGAGGGAGACUACUCUAAAGUGUUAGCAAUUGCUGGUACCUUUGUUUAAUAACAGUAUCAUGCAAAUAAUUUCUUUACUUGUUGAUCUUUUCUUCAAUUAUC